AGCCCCUCUCGCCCUGGCCCGCGAGUGGGGCUGCACCCGCACGGCUGCCUAGCUCGAGUCCCCGCGGGGGCUCACCCCACGAGACCCCAAGAGUAAAAAGCGGCGUAAACACGAGAAGCAGGAGAGGGACCCGAGUUAGACCUUGGGGAGGGGGUGACAGUCUGGGCUGGGGGAUUCAUAGUGUACAGGGAGAUAGCUUUCUAGGAGCCUUGUCCCCCUCCCCAGAGGACGCAAAUUCCGGAGGGAGGUGAGUUUCCAAAAGAACCCACCCCUAGAGACCGUGCCACCCCGGCUCCUUCAGCCGCUGCUUGGGGGACAGCACCACCUGGGAGCCUGUGGAGAGGGUCUCCAGUGGGCGAGGUGGUGAAAGUGAGAUGGAGAUGGGUGGGAAAACGUUUGUCUAGGAACUGGGGUGCCGAGAGAAAGCAAGGGAAGGAGCUGGGAGGCAGGAGGUAAGAAGAGGGGCUGGGGGGUCCGCAAAGUGUUGCCAGAGCGUUCAGAGUUGGGCAGCUGUCUGGGGCUGGAGGCGCAGACUGGAUUGAGGGGAACAGCUCCCUUCAUGUAGGGGCUGCUGGUGGGCACAGUAGCCUACGACGGGGAGUGAGCACAGUGAGGAGGUGAGGAAGACGGGGGUCUCGAGUGCCUCUCCCCCACUAAAGCCAUUGAUGCCAGGAGGAGCCCGGGACAAUCUGAUUCCGGGCAGGGCGCUACUCCUGCCGGCUGGAGCGCUCUGGAAGGCGGGCAAGUUGGUUCCAAGGACGCACAGCCCUCAACAUCCUUUAGCCCACCGCUGGAUAGAGCAAGGCAGCAGCGGACACUUUUUUUCCUAACUCUGUUCAAGGGACUUUGGGCUAAGAGAGCAACAUCUCGCCGUGUCCCGAGACUGAGACUGCAAGGUGGUCGUGGACCGUCCAGGUUACCAACACUGUUUACUCAGCAAAAGAAAUAAAGGCAACAGCAACCAAAUAGGACGGGAAGAAAGCCAGACAACAACACAGAACACUUUCCGGGGCAGUCCGAGUUUCUCCUAAGCACUCAGACGACAGAGGUGCCCUGUGAAUGGGACGGCAACCUACACCCAUCCGUUCUGUGAUCCCUGCCCUGGAGAGAUUGCACUAGGCAAAAGGUUUCCAUGCAUGGGAGAGACUUCUUUUUAGACUCCAGUGCUGACCUAUCUCUGACCUGACUGGCUCCUGAGAUCUCUUCAGUGAAAAAUGACGAGAAGCCCAAAGAGAUGUAUUUGCGUCGCAUGACUGUCUAUCCACUUUCCAGUUUUCCCAGCACCGCUUAUUGAAGAGAUUGUUGCCACUUUUAUUGAACAUAACUUUGGAAGUCUUAGCCACGAUAAUCAGAGAAGAAAUAAAAGGAAUCUGAAGUGGAAAAGAAGAAGUGAAACUCUAGCUGUUUGCAUAUGACAUAAUACUACACAUAGAAAAUCCUAGAAUAAUACUAUACACAGAACACUACUAGAGCUCAUCAAGAAAUUCAGUAAAGCUGCAGGAUACAAAAUCAAUACACGGAAAUCUAAAGUGAUUCUUCAAAGCCACUGCCAAGUGGAAAACAUUUUCCAAAAUGGAGAAAAGUUGUGCAAAGGACAAUGUCAGCAGCAGGCCAAAGAUGCCAGUGAUCAAUAUUGAGGACCUGACAGAAAAGGACAAAUUGAAGAUGGAAGUUGACCAGCUCAAGAAAGAAGUGACACUGGAAAGAAUGCUGGUGUCCAAGUGUUGUGAAGAAGUAAAAGAUUACGUUGAAGAAAGAUCUGGGGAGGAUCCAUUAGUAAAGGGUAUCCCAGAGGACAAAAAUCCCUUCAAGGAGCUCAAAGGAGGCUGUGUGAUUUCAUAGAAAAAAAAAAUGUAAUUCCAUGGAAUAUGACAAUACUAAAUUGAGUCAUAUGUAGUAAUACUAUUAAGCAUGUGCAUGAACUUCUAAAUUAUAAGUUUCAAUAAAACUAGGAAUGUGGUAAUGCCUAAGUCUCUGCUUUUCUUAAAGAUCUUAGCAGAGGGUUUAACAUAUAAUUGACAAAUAUUGAUUGACCCCUUUGACAAUAAUUAAUGCUUAAUUAAUAAUUAAUUAAUGGAUCUAUAUUAUUCCGGAUGCUAGCAUAGAGUUAAUGUUUUAUGCUUCUCCAUUACUCUUAAUAUUUCACCUGGAAAUGUCAUGGUUUCACUUGCAUUUUCCCCAACCUUUCUCUUAUUUACAGAAUUAAGAAGUGUUUUCUUUUGAUUCACAGAAGACCUCUCCUGGAAGAAUGUCUGUUGCAAAAAUUUUUGAUGUUAAUCUUUUGGUUUUUGUUUCUCUAUCUCUCUCAACCCCUGGUCAGCAGCGAUGGUUUUAACAUAACAUAAUCUCUUUCUACAUUCUUACCAACUCUACUUGUCACCAAUGACAUGACUUUUCCCCAGAAUGCCAGCUGGAUUAAGGGUUCAGUCCGUCGUCAUGGAGCCCAGGGGAUUUAACUAGCACUCAAAGGCUAUGAGAAGCUGGAGAGUUCUGGCUCUGGCACUUUACUGCCUAACUGACUCUGGAUGUCUUCUACUCUAGGAUAGGGAUAAUAAUGGCCCUCUCCCCUUUUUCCUGGCAGUUAAAUAGGUUAUGAAUCUAAAGGUCAUCCCAAGUUUGGUUCCUAGCACAUUGCUCUCCCACUCUGGCCAGUGUAAAUGAUCAACAAAGAUCUGUUGGCUCUUGCCCAACCCUGUCCUCUUGCAGUGGAAAAAAAUCAAUGCUCAGAGAAGGAACUGGCAAAUCUCUCAGGUCCAGAUUCUGGAUCUCUGGAUGAAUGAGUGGCAGCAUACUUUAACACAUAUCAAAAAUGCUUUGUGGGGAGUUCCUAUUGUGGCCCAGCAGUAAUGAACCCGACUAGUAUCCAUGAGGACUCAGGUUCGAUCCCUGGCCUCGCUCAGUGGGUUAAGGAUCCAGCAUUUCUGUGAGCUGUGGUGUAGGCUACAGAUGCGGCUUGGAUCUGGUGUUGCUGUGUCUGUGGCUACAGCAGUUACAGCUGCAGCGCCUAUUUGACCCCUAGCCUGGGAACUUCCAUAUGUCUCAGGUGCGACCCUUAAAAAAAGACAAAAAAAAAAAAAAUGCUUUGUGUAUUAAGAGAUUCCAGGAUAAACUAGGAGCCUCACCUCUUUUUUCCUCAGGAGGAGCUCUUUUCAACCUGCCCUAGGUAAAGUUAAAAAACCCUUUGCGCCCCCGCCCCCGCCCCCAGCACUUCCUUUCUUUCUCCCUUUCCCACUCUAAUUUUCCUCCCCAGCAACCAUCACCUUCUAGCAUACUAUAUAUUUUAUCUGUUCAUUAGUUUGCUUAAUUGUGGGCUGUCUCUAUGAGUUUUACAUGUGCAAUUUAAUGUGUAUCAAUUGUUCCAUAUAUCUUUUCCCCCCGAUUAAAAAAAUACAAAGUCUUGGCUAUGGCAUUUAGUAACGUAUAGUCUUAACCAACAUCUCUAGCUUUCAUUUACCAACUGGAAAUAGAUUUUGGAGCCAGAUAACACUAAGCUAAAACCAUGACUCAUCCACUUUCUAAUUGAGACCUUUAGACAAGUAAAUUCAACACAAAUCUAAUUUUUUUCGUGUGUAAAAUGGAUUAAGAUGCAGUCUAUGUGAAUAUUUUAAAUCACUUAGAUAGGAAAUAUAUAGGAAAAAAAACUAAUAAAUGCCCUCUAUAAUUAUAAACCCUUUAGACUUCCUGUUGCCAACAGACUUAACCAUUAAAUAAUCACUGCCAUGGUACCUCAUUUUCCCACCUUUUGGAUUUAGUCAUACUGAUCUCUCCAUCUGAAAUGUCCCUCCACUCCAUCUGAUUUCAGCUUUUUGAAGUCCUACUCCUUUGCCAAAGAUCACCAAAAACUAUUUCUGUCUUUAAUUCCAUCCUCGGUGUAUUUUACGUUUCUCUUAAGUCAUUUAAUAUUGCUUUCUUUAUUAAAAUGUAUAUGGUUGUCUUAAUAUCAAUGCUAUAUUGUAAAUUUUCCAAGUCAGCAUCACUGUUCAUCUUUGAAACUGCCUUACCAACUAAUAAAUUGUCUCCACAAUUAACUUAAUUAGUGCUUAACUCAAGAGCAGGCAAGGACAGUAUUAUUGAGUAAUUCAGAAUUCUUAUUGGCUUAACUAAUGAUUAAAUCAACAGGGGGUAAAGUUCCUAUUGCUUAAAAAUACAAAUUGUUAGCAGAAAUUUGAAUAAGAUAAAAAUUAUAAGAAAGGAAGUAUUUGAUCCAUCAAUCCCACUCCUGGGCAUCUAUCCAGAGAAAACUAUGACUUGGAA
Messenger RNA from Sus scrofa (pig), 4254 nucleotides. It is a transcript of the gene GNGT1, whose product is annotated as G protein subunit gamma transducin 1. Gene Ontology annotation, molecular function: G-protein beta-subunit binding. Gene Ontology annotation, cellular component: heterotrimeric G-protein complex. Lineage: Eukaryota; Metazoa; Chordata; Mammalia; Artiodactyla; Suidae. The record is from RefSeq and is a predicted model, not a curated record. Gene Ontology annotation, biological process: G protein-coupled receptor signaling pathway.